CGUUGGAUGAAUCGAUUCACAUGGUGCAUCAAUCAAUCAGUUCAUGAGCGCUAGGGAGGACAAGUUGGGGACAAGUCUGUCUGCCAAACGUACCGUACCCCACUCAGUCAGUCAUGAGAAGCACUGACAUGACAUGACAUGACCGAUAAAGGUUGGACACACAAACAAGAAACAACAAACAACCAACACGCACGUCCUCUGCACAGGCAGCUCUCUUAUCUUCAUUCAUCGGACUGUGACCCCCUCACUGCCAUGCACUCAUUCACCCCACCCAUUCCACCCAUUAGCUGCUGCACACUCUCUCUGCACACUCACAGAAAAACUCUCGCUGCUCGGUGCGUCCCUUUCUACCUAUCCUAUCUACUGGCUGCAAUGCCUUGCCCCUCCCUCACUUAGCCCCCGUGAGUUCCUCCUGGUUCUCCUCCCUGUCGCUCUCUGCCCAGGGGGCCAUCCCCGCAGCUGCAGCAGCUGCGUUGGGGGACAUGACCAUGGCCUGUGUGUCACACAGUGAACAGUGGACCAUUUGCUUGGCGCGUGUGUGCAUUGCAUUGUGUGCGUGAGUGUGUGCGGACCGCUUCGAGCCGCUGGCAGGCACUCAUGGUCUUGACGUGCUCUAGCUCAUCGUCGCGAAUAGUCGUAAAGACAUCAUAGAGAUUGCUGACGGAUGCACAGCACAUAACACACACAGUCAGCUCAUAUCAGGCGGCAUGGCACCAAGUGUGUGAGCUGUUUGUUGGGUUGGUUACUUGAUCUGCGGUCGUCUGGACUGGGCAGGUCGUGACGUCUGGAACUCAUCAAACAUGUACAGGUCGCCCGACUUGUAGUACUCCAUCGCUACAGCCGGGGCCGGCAACUGGGAGGGGACACAACGCACACACGCACACACAGCAUAUACAACACACGACGCAAAUGGAUGCAGGCAGCAUCAUUGCCCCUCUGUCGUCAUUUGCUCUGUCUGUCUGUGCAGCAGGUACCCUACCUACCCGCUUCAGUAUCUGCUUGUUCUGCGAGACGAAUUGGCCGUAUGUGUCGACGGCGUGCCACUCGAUGAGCUCUGAAAAAUUGUAGGCCCACGUCGGUGAGAUCAAGAAGAGAAGAAUCAGAACCUGCGCACAUGACAUGCACACAACGAAAGCAACCACCGCACCGCAUGGCAUGGCAUGGACAUCGCAUAGAUGUGUUCUCCCAUCCCCUGGCUGGCUGGCUGGCUGACCCAAGCCCCAAACGCACCCAGUAGUAUACGAUGGCGGCGUGUCUGGCGAGAAAGCGGUCGAGCCAUGCCUGGUCGCCUCCCAGGCUCUCCAUUAUGAACAGGUGGUGCAUCUCGUUCCACUCCUCGGCGAAGUGCACCUUCCGCACCUCAGUACCCACACGCCACCAACCUACACAACACACGACACGCACCAACACACCACAGACAGACGCAUGACGAGCCCCGGGCCAUGUAUGUCAGUCAUGUAUACCCCUCCCUCCCUCCCUCCCUCCCUCCCUCCCCAUCAAACCAGUCUCUGACUGACCGAGUGUCUCAUAGAGGUGCAGCAUCGAGAUGUAUGCGAAAUAGGGCAUCCGCGCCACGGUCUCGAGGAACCAGAACCGCUGAAUGGGCCGCUCGUUGUACAGCACAUCCAGCAGCCAACACAGGAACAGGUAGGGGAUCUGACACAAACAAGACACAAUCGGCAAGGCGCAUGAGCGUCCUGUCUUCCCUGGUGGACCUGUGUGUGUGUGUGUGUGUAUGAGAGAGAGAGAAUGUGCCCACCUUGAGCAGCAGGGGUGAGUUGAAGUAGGUCUUGAUGGUGUCGUAGUCGACCGCUAGGUCCGUGUCUGGUGGGGCCGACUGUUUGUCCUUGUGCUUCUCCAGCAGGAACUUCAUCUUCUCUACUCUCUCCUCCUCCCGCCGCCACACGGCAUCGUUGUCCAGACGCAAUCGACUCAACUCCUGACACAACACACACACAGACACCCCACCGUCGAAACAAAGGCCUUUCAUGCCUGCAUGCCUGCCUCUCUGUACGUGUGAGAGAGCAACGCUCCUUACCUGCCGCAGCCGGAUGGUGUUCUCAUCUGUCGGGUUCUGCACUUUAGAUGGCGUCAGCCUCUGCACAUUGAAUGUGGCCAAAACGUCGUCGAGGUUGAGAUCCCACCGGCGGAGAAUGCGCACUAUGCCAGCGAAUGGCCCGUCCCCCGCCUCUGCAUUGGCCCACCCACUGGCUGGCGCCAUGUCGCCAAAUCUUAUGGCGCGACGGAUGGCCAGCCACUCGCGCUUGAAGUUCCACACGCCCAUGCUCCACCCAUUCGCCGGCACAGCCAUGUCGAGAGGGCCUAGAUCCUUGUCGUCGCGAUACCUGCACAGGUCACGUAUGCAUCCCCACGGCGAUCCAUACAUACAUCAGCAAAUAAAGCAUCCAUCCCCGAUCUGCCCUCCCACCCACCCAUAAGCGGCGGCCUCCCUCCACUCUUCCAGACGCUGCAGGUCUUUGUCUGCGUCCCACGCGUCGUGCGCCUCAAUCUCGAGUGCACCCCCACGCGCCGCAGGAGGCACCGCCCGCGCCUUCUGGAUCAGCUCAGCCGUCCACAAGUUGGUCAGAGCAGCCUUCAACGCCGGACGGCCCGCCAGGAACUCAUUGAGCCGGUCCACCUCCCAGCUGAUGUAUGUGACGGGCUGCUGGGCGAAGACUCGGGCGGCAGGCUUACUGCUGCCGCUAUUGCUGCUGCUGUCCGCUGGGCCCUUGUCUUCCCCUUGUGCGGACAGCAGCUGGUUGGCGAGAAAGGUCAUCUCGCCGAUGAAGGACGGCGCGGGCAGUGUGGUCAUGACAGAGUCAUCAGCGGCAUCGCGGAUGUCCAGGCUCCCGUCGACCAGGAGCAGCAGCUUGCCACGCGGGUUGCUGCCGACGGCUCGACUGAUGAGUCCGGUGCCGCGCCGCCACUCGCCCAUCCGCAGCAGGGCAAUGGCGUCGUCCUUCUUGACAGCAUACUUGCGCAAGAGAGCAGAUCCAUAGACCCGCUGCAGGUCCUCAUCCGACACCUUCAGUGGGCCCUCUCCCUGCUGUGUGGUGGUCGGUGGGGCACUCACAGCGCUGCUGCUGGACAGCCGUGCUUUGGAAGUGGGUCGGCCAGGUGCCUGUCCACGGUGAUUGUGCAAGAUGCGAUGAGAGAGGAGCGAUGGCGGGCUGACGAAAGAUGAUACACGAGAUGCAGACACCGCCAAGAGCAGCAACAUCGGCACUAUCAGCGGCUCCAUUGUCCCGAUGAAAAUCAGCUGAUUGCAGGCGGCCACUGGAAGAUCAGCGGGGGGGAAGCAACAACUCACAGGACUUCAUUCGACAAAUGACCGCACUCGGGGAUCUUGAUCCACUC
Molecule: messenger RNA, 3357 nt
Organism: Vitrella brassicaformis
Lineage: Eukaryota; Vitrellaceae
Source: the annotation of a GenBank genome assembly